AUGCCUGGGUCUCUUCCAGUGAAUGCUGAAUCCUGCUGGCCCAAAGAUGUGGGAAUUGUUGCAGUGGAAAUAUAUUUUCCUUCUCAGUAUGUUGACCAGACAGAGCUGGAGAAGUAUGAUGGUGUGGAUGCUGGGAAAUACACCGUUGGGCUAGGCCAGUCAAAGAUGGGAUUCUGCUCUGACUGGGAGGAUAUCAAGUCUCUCUUUUUGACUGUGGUUCAGAAGCUCAUGGAAAGGAACAGCCUUUCCUAUGAUUGUAUAGGGAGAUUAGAAGUUGGAACAGAGACAAUAAUUGAUAGGUCAAAAUCUGUAAAGACUGUCCUGAUGCAACUUUUUGAAGAAUCUGGUAAUACGGAUGUAGAAGGAAUUGACACCACGAAUGCAUGCUAUGGAGGCACUGUUGCUCUCUUUAAUGCUAUUAAUUCGACUGAGUCCAGUUCUUGAGAUUCAGGACGUUAUGCACUUGCUGGAGACAUAGCUGUGUAUGCCAGUGGAAAUGCCAGGCCAGCAGGUGGAGCUGUUGCUGUUGCUAUGCUAGUUGGUCCAAAUGCUCCAUUAAUUUUUGAGAGAGGGUUGCAUGGAACCCACAUGCAGCAUGCAUAUGACUUCUAUAAACCAGAUAUGAUCUCUGAAUAUCCCAUAGUUGAUGGUAAACUAUGUAUACAGUGCUACUUCAGUGCAUUAGAUUGCUGCUAUGCUGUCUAUCGCAACAAAAUCCACACCCAGUGGCAAAAGGAGGGGACAGGCAGACAUUUCACCUUGAAUGACUUUGGAUUCAUGAUCUUUCAUUCUCCCUACUGUAAACUGGUACAGAAAUCUGUGGCUAGACUAUUGCUGAAUUACUUUCUUUGUGACCAGAACCUAGAAACAGCAAAUGGUGUUUUCAGUGGUUUGGAAGCUUUCAGGGAUGUAAAACUUGAAGAUACAUAUUUUGACAGAGUUGUGGAAAAAGCUUUUAUGAAAGCCAGUGCAGAGCUCUUCAAUCAGAAAACCAAAGCUUCGUUGCUCAUAACCAAUCAGAAUGGAAAUAUGUAUACCCCUUCAGUCUAUGGUUGCCUUGCCUCUCUUCUAGCCCAAUACCCCCCAGAGCAGCUCGCAGGACAGAGAAUUAGUAUGUUCUCGUAUGGCUUUGGUUUUGUUGCUACAUUGUAUUCCAUCAGAGUUACACAGGAUGCCGCUCCUGGUUCUGCACUGGACAAAAUAACUGCUAGUCUUUCUGAUCUUAAAACAAGACUUGACUCAAGAAAAUGCAUUGCACCUGAUGUCUUUACUGAAAACAUGAAGAUUAGACUGGAAACGCAUAAUUUGGCCAACUAUAUUCCACAGUCUUCAGUAAUAGAUCUCUUUGAAGGAACAUGGUACCUUGUGCAUGUGGAUGAAAAACACAGAACUUCUUAUGCACGGCACCCAGUCAUGGGUGAUGGACCUCUGGAAGCAGGAGUUGAAGCUGUCCACCCAGGCCUUGUUAAUGAGCACAUCCCAAGCCCUGUUAAGAAAGCACCAAGAAUCCCUGCAGCAACAGAAUCUGAAGGCAUUACUGUUGCCACUUCCAAUGGGGAGCAUUAA
Messenger RNA from Falco peregrinus (peregrine falcon), 1566 nucleotides. RefSeq names its product hydroxymethylglutaryl-CoA synthase, cytoplasmic-like. Gene Ontology annotation, molecular function: hydroxymethylglutaryl-CoA synthase activity. Gene Ontology annotation, biological process: acetyl-CoA metabolic process. NCBI's taxonomy places the organism in Eukaryota, Metazoa, Chordata, Aves, Falconiformes, Falconidae. The transcript has 9 exons. The record is from RefSeq and is a predicted model, not a curated record. Gene Ontology annotation, cellular component: cytosol.